GGGCGCGUCCCGAUUGGCCGCCUGCCACGUGCGCUUUUUAUGGAGGCAGCUGGACAGUGUAGAAAGACACGUGCCAGAGUGAGUCCCAGUCCCCUGGCAUGCGUGCAAAAGGUAGAACCCCCUGUGACGAAGCGACGCUUGUCAAAGGCACACCACCGGGCUAAGCUGGCAAGGCUCUUCAGCAGCUUGAAGGAGGCCGUUUUAUCCCAGCCAGACCACUCGGCCUCAAAGUAUCAGGUUUUGCGUAAGGCUAAGAAAUCUGUGCAGAAGCUGGAACAAACCUUGGGCACUCUGCUGAAGAUGAAAGAGUCCUUCAGUCUGGAGGACGGGAACCUGUCCAGCAUGGAGGAAAUCAGGGAGGAAUAUGUCAAGAGGUACUUCAGCAAUCACAGCACUGCAUCAACCUUGGAAGCUGUAAGUGAGAGUGACUCUGCCAUCUCCUAUUUGAUUCAAGAAUGUGAACAACAAGCACUGGAAGAGGGUGAGAAGCCAGAGCUGAUCCAGGCUUCAGGGACUUCAUCCCUGGAUCUGGUGGAAUUUGAACGAUACUUGUAUUUUUAUAAGCACACAGUGGACCUGCUGGUAGAGCACGGACUUGUUUGCCCUGAGGAGGUGCCUCUCCCUGAGGUCUCCAUGGCUGUUUCCCACCUCUGGCAAGAGCUUUCUGAAGAAAGGAGAGACAGCAUCUUGCAGUACUGUAGCCAGAGAGAAUUCCUCAUGAAUCCUAAGCCCGCACCCACUGAAGGUAGUGUGAGGGACAGCCGAGGUAACAGUGAGGAAGCCAGUGGUUCCUCAGUCUCCACAUCAGAGAAAGCAAUGUUUGAAGAUGCAUUUGAUGUUGCUGCAGAUUUCCUUGACAGAAGCACUCAGGGAAUGUCUAGCCAGAGCUCGGCAUUUGGAAGCUGCGCUUCUGAAAAUCCAGAGGAUCACCACAGGCUCUAUCUGCAGAUCACAGACUUCCUAAAAAGCCUCUUCUCUGCUAACACACCAUUUUGCCAGGAAGAAGAUCUGCAGUUUGAUUAUGAGACUGUGAUGCUGAGGUGCACCGAGACCUUUGAUGAUGAAGAUUUCUAA
This is a messenger RNA of Colius striatus (speckled mousebird), 1074 nucleotides long. RefSeq names its product stimulated by retinoic acid 8 (gene STRA8). Lineage: Eukaryota; Metazoa; Chordata; Aves; Coliiformes; Coliidae. The record is from RefSeq and is a predicted model, not a curated record. Gene Ontology annotation, molecular function: protein dimerization activity. Gene Ontology annotation, biological process: meiotic cell cycle; cellular response to retinoic acid. The transcript has 9 exons. Bases 40 to 1074 code for a protein of 344 amino acids.